AUGUUCGACAAUUGUUGCUUCUGUAUUCCUAUUCGGGUUGGCACUAUAAUCCUCGCUGUUCUUUGUUUGUUUGUUGCUAUUGGAGCAGCAGUGGGUUACCUAGGGAAACCAGAAGUGUACGCGCCUGAUAUGUCAAAAGGUCUUACACUGGUUUUUGGUAUUGCAUACAUUAUCAUGGCAUUGGUCUCUUUCUUUGGGAUCGUCGGUUCGUUCUUUAGUGCAGCAGGAGCAGUCCGUAUUUUCGCCACAAUGUUAUGGGGAUUUGUCUUAGUUAAUACUGUUAUUUCCAUCAUCAAUAUCGUCAAUUUAACUCAAAAUAAACAAACAGCGAUUGAUAGAUGUAUAUAUAAUGGUCAAUCGCAAGUUAAUUCCACAGUUUCAGAUAUAAAUCAAUCACAGUCUGGUACUCCAGUUGUUAGUAAUAUAGCUGAGAAUGCAACCUCUUCUGCAUAUGGAAAGGUCGCAGAAAAUCUUCCAGGUGUUUGUAAUAAUAUAGAAACUGCGAGGAUCAUAGUUUUUGGGGUUAUAGCAGGUGUAAUUAUAUUAUUUGAAGCAUAUUUUGCUAGAGUGGCUUCUCGUUUCGCAGAGCAACUUGAAGAAAAUUAUUUCCGUAAACGUGAUCUCAGAAAUAUUGCUCAUGAAAAUGUUGUGACAGUAAUUGAACGUGUUACCAAUGUUGUGACAGUUUACGUUCCAGUCACGGCAAAGUCUCUGCCCUUUAGUCAACAAGAAGUGGCACGGUUUACGCAAAUAGCAUCAAAUAAUAAGGUGCCGCAGAAUUCACUCUUUGUUUCAAGUGUUGAAUCGCCCUCAAAGAUUUUAAACAUUCCAUCUACUCCCACAAUCUCAGCUGCAUCCAUUCCAACCAUAAACUUCGGCACUACCAAAAACAUUCCGGCCACCUCCAUCGAUACCAUCAAAAACAUUCCGGCCACCUCCAUCGAUACCAUCAAAAACAUUCCAGCCACUACCUCCGUCGAUACCAUCAAAAACAUUCAAGCAACUUCCGUCGACACCAUAAAGAUCAUUUCAACCACUCCCAUUGAAACUACAACCGCCAUCCCCAUUAGUACCACUGCGAACAUUCCAUUCACUUCCAUCGCCACCAAUACAGUUAAAGCUACCACUUUAAAACCAACUACAUCUAUACAAAUGAUGACCACGGCACCGGUCACAAUUCAAAUGUUAACCACACCAACUACUAAUUCACUUCCGAAAACACAAUUGACAAAUAGUGCUCCCUCAAUAGCUAACACAGUGACUUCAAAAGUAAUGUCUGUCUCGCGUACUCGUUCAACUUAUAAUCAACAUCCUAAACCCAGUACUACCGCUUCCGUUAGUCGUCCUUCUUCGAAUACUGUUAGGAUAGAAUCUAUGUUUUGGUCCUUACUAGUAGCUGUUGCGAUUUGUAUUUUUGUUUUCGGAAUG
Cetraspora pellucida is the source of this 1428-nucleotide messenger RNA. The record is from the annotation of a GenBank genome assembly. NCBI's taxonomy places the organism in Eukaryota, Fungi, Glomeromycota, Glomeromycetes, Diversisporales, Gigasporaceae.